CGGGCCGCGCGCCGCGCGCCGCGCCCACGACCUCUCCAAAAGUUGGUUUGCGAGUUGUUAAUCGUCCACGGACCAAUCCAACUCGGCAAUCACAGCCUAAGCCACUCGUUUAGUCGAGUCCACCAAACCAAGCACCACCUCCACCUCCACCUCUCAGAUCCCAAGCAGCAGCCUGCCAAUCCAAUCCAUCUCCAUCUCCAUCUCCAUCUCCACUCCGUCAUCCGCCUUGGCCGUUCGCUCUCGUCGCCAUGGAGGGUCUCAUCAAGGGGUUGGUCCAGGUGGCGAUAGACGCCGUGGAGGGCGCCGCGGGGGAGCGGGACCACGGAGACGACGAGGCGCCGAGGAGGAGGGCGCCCCACCGCGCCGCCCCUGACGCCGAGGAGGAGGAGGAGGAGGACCGCAACGAGCGGUCGCGAUCGACGUGGGCCGAGGUGGUCGGAAACCAGAAGGGCUGCGAGACGGACUACGAGCGCCGGGAUCAUCGGAAUUCGGGGCGGGAGAAGAGGCAGGAGAGGAGGGAGGAUGAGGCUUGGGAGAGCGUCGACGGCCGGAAGCAGCAGCAGCCGCAUCACUCGGCAGCCAGUGCGUGGCAGAACCAGUACGAGGGGGAGGACAGGAGGGAUGGUGGCGACCGGCGGCCACAACAGCAGCAGCAGGCACCGGCAUACAGGAGGCAGCAACAGGAAGGAGAGAGAAUAAAUGAUGGAGGUUGGCAGACUGUCGGUGAGAAAAAGCACCAUGGAAGACCACAGCAGUCUGAAGCAUGGAAUGGAUACAGAAGACCACCAUCAGAACAAAUGUACUCUGAGGAUGCCAGUCAGAUUCACCAUGGACUAAAUGUAGAGCCUACCAGGGAGGAGCUCAAUAGCUUAUCGAAAGCAUGUAGCAGGUUGUGGGACCUCGAUAUGAAUCGUCUCGUUCCUGGUAAGGACUACAUGAUCGAAUGUAGCGAGGGGAAGAAAGUUUAUCAGAAGGGUGAUAUGGCAUCUGAAAGCUUGUUCAGCUGGCUAGGCGAUGAUGUGCUAAGAAAGCCCACCUACUCUCGUUUUUGCGCGCUUCUUGACAACUACAACCCACAUCAAGGGUCCAAAGAAGUUGUUACCGAGCAGGACAACCACGAAGAAGUUGCAUUUAUUGAAGAGAUUGCCAGGACUGCAUCGAUCAAGUACUUGCACCAGUAUUUAGUGCAGAAGGGGGUUGCAUCUCAGGACUAUGAGAACUUCAAGAGAACGCUGACAUCGCUAUGGUUUGAUUUGUGUGGAAGAGGUGGCAACUCCAGCUGCUCUUCUGCAUUUGAGCAUGUGUUUGUUGGUGAGAUAAAGGGACGGGAACAAGGAGAGAAUGAGGUAUCAGGCUUCCAUAACUGGAUCCAGUUUUACCUGGAAGAAGCCAAGGGAAAUGUGGACUACCGAGGUUACAUAUUCCCAAGACGUCGUGGUGAAUGGCCUGAUUCGGAGACACAGCUGCUGACUGUUCAGUUUGAGUGGCACGGUGUGCUGAAAUCAGUGUCCAGCACUUUGAUUGGUGUCAGUCCUGAGUUCGAAGUUGCACUCUAUACAUUGUGCUUCUUUGUUGGAGGGGAAGAUAAUCGCGUUGAUAUCGGCCCUUACACUGUGAACAUCAAGUGCUACCGGAUGGGGCACAACAAGAUUGGGUCAGCCUUUCCCAUUGCAGAGAACUGAUGUUUGGUUGCCUGAUGUUUGUUGUUCUCCAUUUUUUAGUUUUCCUGAUCGCUUUUUGUGAAGUUAAUUGUUGUACUGUUCAAGUUAGUUGUUUACUUGUGCAUGAAAAGGAACCAUACUGUUCAUUUUGUUGUUACUAGCUACAACUGCAUUGCUACAUAUACUACUGAAGAGGCUGUUGCCUGAGACUAAAAUCACCUUUCGUGGUGUUUUCCUUUUA
Phragmites australis (common reed) is the source of this 1902-nucleotide messenger RNA. RefSeq lists its product as uncharacterized. The transcript is spliced from 8 exons. The record is from RefSeq and is a predicted model, not a curated record. Gene Ontology annotation, molecular function: RNA endonuclease activity. Lineage: Eukaryota; Viridiplantae; Streptophyta; Magnoliopsida; Poales; Poaceae. Bases 249 to 1682 code for a protein of 477 amino acids.